UGUAAGCCAAAAAAGAUAUCAACUGCAUUGAUUUUCAGUAAGGGAAGAGCUUUCUCAUGUUCAGGAGAAUAUAUCACUGCCAAAAUGGAGACGAUUUCUGUACGGAAUUUAGGCAAAUCGGAGGAUGUUUCACGUGAUUCAAGUCGUAUGAAAAAGACUGACGAAAAAUUGGUUGUGGUUGCAAUAGAUGUUGGAACAGCUUACUCCGGUUAUGCUUUUUCUUUCCGAAAUAAACCCGAUGAAAUUUACGUGAACAACUGGGCAACACAUGCUGGAGAAGGAUUUACACAAAAAACACCAUCUUCCAUUCUUCUGGACUCUGUGUAUAAUUUUUUAGCUUUUGGAUAUGAAGCUGAAACCAAAUUCUCCAGCCUUGUCACGACAGAGGAUCCUUUGAAAUAUUACUUCAUAAAAAACUUCAAAGAAAAACUUUUGAAACACGAAGGACUUAAAAGACAUUUUCUUGUUGAAGACGUUUUCAAACGGUUUAUUCCAGCACAUGGUCUUUUCGUAGCUACAAUCUGCUUCUUGCGGGAACAUUUUCUGCAGCAUUUGCAGACAAAAGGUCUUCAAUUUGAGGAAGAUGACAUCCAGUAUAUUUUGACAAUUCCUGCAAUAUGGUCAGAUUUGGCUAAGCAGAUAAUGAGAGAAUCAGCAUGCUUGGCUAGGAUAAAAUCUCGCAAUCUUGAAUUGGCAUAUGAACCUGAGGUGGCAGCGCUACAUUGCAGAAAUAUUCCUUCCGAAAAUUUGUGUGGGUCAACAAAAUCCUUAACAGAGAUGUUUCAGCCAGGGAAGAAAUUUGCUGUUCUUGAUUUAGGAGGUGGUACAGCAGACAUGACCGUUCAACAGAAUACUUUAGAUGGCAAGCUGAAACUUGUUCACAAGGCGUCAGGUGGUCCGUGGGGAGGCAACCGAGUCAAUGAAGAGUUCCAUAAUUUUAUCCGUGAGGUUAUUGGCAAAAAUAUUUUCGAAAGCUUUGUGAAGGAAAACAUUACUGAUUAUCUUUUUCUCAAUGGGCAAUUUGAAACAAAAAAGCGACGAAUUGACCAGAAAUCAAAUGAUGUUAUAUUCAUGCAGCUUCCUGUCACGUUGUCUGAAACUUACUUGGAAAUGUCUGGUAACCCUCUUUCAAAGAGUAUCAAAAAUACGAUGUACAGUAAGGACAUCGAUGUAGAAAAGGGAAAGAUUGUCAUAACAGCCGCAAAAUUCCGGUCCUUCUUCUCAAACACAAUUAAAGGAAUCAUUGGUCAUGUGAAAAUGGUUCUGGACAAACCAGAAUGUAAAGACAUUAAGUAUAUUCUCGUCGUCGGUGGCUUUUCAGAAUCUCCCUUGGUUGUUGAAGAAAUCCGCUCUCACUUUCCCCUUAAAACCGUCAUAAAUCCCAUAGACUCUGGCUUAUCUGUUUUGAAGGGUGCAGUGCAUUACGGGUUUGAGAAUGGAGUAAUUGUGGCAAGAGCCUGUCCCCUGACUUACGGGAUAUCGCUUUAUGACACGUUUGACAAAACACUGCACGACUUUUCUAAGACUGUUGUAGUGGAGAAGGAGAGAUUUGUUCUUGGCUGGUUUGAAAAGGUUUUCACGAUAAACGAAGUUAUUGGCGUUGGAACUAAACGAUCGAUUAAGGUAUUUGAGAGUUACAAAGGCAAACCUGAUAACAUUAGACAGAUGAAUAAAGAAAUUGAGAUUUUUUCCUCAUCUGAUCAGAAUCCUAAAUAUGUAACAGACAAAUGCUGUUCUCGACAUGGACGCAUAGUGGUUCGUCCACCAAACGGAGGGUGGCCUGAUGAGGUGAAAGGCAGGAUCGAAUUUGAAUUUGGAGGAACUGAACUAAUAGUUCGCUAUAUUGACCAAUCAAGACCUACGGAUUACAUUGUUACCGGCUGUGUAGAUUUUUAUACCAGCGAAAGUGAAUUUAAUCUAAUUGACUCCUCCAUUCGAAAAACUUCAUGACCCCCGCCCUCUUUAUGCAAAUGUCCAUUACAACUUAUAUCAUAGUCCACGUUAACCAAACUAGUAUAGAAAAAAAUACAAUAACGCCUAAAUCAUGUCAAACCAAGAAAGUCAUUUCUAUACGUAUCAUUAUAUGAUACUUAUAGGGCUUCCUGAUUUCAUGUGGUCUUCAAGUAAUAUAUCGGGGGGAAAAUUAUAGAUUUUGGACUUACAGAAGACACGAUUCCCUGUGCCUUUUUAGAUUUAAACGAAACUGCAGUAAAACCUGUUAAAACUCAGCGAAAAAACUUUAUAAAGUUCAAGUCCCGUGCCUGUAUUAGCCAGUACAUAUGCUAGUAACAAAAUAGAUUUAUUCCUCAAUAAAUCAAAGAAGGAAGAAAAGUCGAUUAUGGACAAACUUUGGCUAUAAAAGCCGACAACCAGCACUUAGGGUUAAAGAGAAGUAAAAUGACAAAGAAUGGAAGACCUCGAUGCAGACAACAAUGAGUUGUACGUGGCAAUAUUCCUUAAUAAACAACAUUCGAGGGAAAAUAUAUUCUGACCCAAUGGAGAACAUCUACGGAAUGAUAGAAAACGUGACAGAAACUCUGUGUUAUUACUGGUUUUCAAAUGAACAUUAGUUCACAUCUAGAAAAGGCGAACAAUAUCAAAUUUCUAAAAAAAAAAAAAAAUAAAUAAAUAAAAAAAAAAAAAAAACCACGGAAAAAUUUGAAAAAUGAUUUGAUUCAACCAUGAUUCCGACAGUAAGUAAAUGACUGCUGCGUAACCUCCAUUUCUACAACAGUAUUUUUGGUAGAAUAUGUGAUUUUCACAAUGACAUAAUUAUGUAUACUUGUUGCAUGAUAACGUGAUUUUUGUAGUCUAUGGUCUCUUUUUGUGUUGACAAAGAUAUACAUAAUUUGUUUUAAAUUCUACUACCCAUCAUUGAGCGUUUGUAUGCAUUACACGUGUUAUCUGCUGAGCUGUCCGUCAUUUCAUGUGUUUUUCAUUUCUUCUCUUUUUCUUUUACUUGACAAGUGUUCAAAUACACGUCAAUUACAGUUUGCGAAAGGUAAUGUCUGAACUGAAUAGCUUUAAUAAUUACGGAUUAGGGAAUGUCAACGAUUACAGAUACGUUUUAGGUGCCUGAAGGUUUAUAUUAUGAUAUGCAUUAUUGAACAAUGGCCGGAGGGAGACAUGAAAAAAGUUAAGGGAUCAGAACUCAGAUGGGGAUCGAGAAGGUGAUCAACAGAAUCUUUUACAGUAUUUCAUGUGACUGAAGUUUAUCUUUUACAUUUUAAUGGUUUCCCCCUGAAAAUACAAUUCUUAAAUUCUGUCAAUAUAUAAAUAUUGCAUGUAUUUGAGGGUAACAUUGAAAAAUUUCACCCCGAGAAAACCAUUGUCAACCGAGGCGUAACAAAUGGUUUCUCGAGGGGUGAAGAUUUCAACUACAUGCAAUAUUUGUUUUAUUAUACUGAAUGUUAUGUAAACUGGAAAGCAGAAACACUUACGUCUGUUUACAUUUGAUCAAUCACUGUCGUGCGAUAUUUCGUAUUUCGAUGCGGGUACUCGCGUUUAUUACAAACGCUCAAACGACGUCGUCAAGCAAUCUACGGCGAACCGUACGCGCAUAAAUUUGACGCAUGUGAUAUUUUUUUUUUUUUAUUUGCAAAAUUUAGUAUUUGAUAAUGACAUUCAUACAUACAUUCACACACAUAGUUAGUUAUAAUAACAUAAUAAGGUUGACAGUACCAAGUAAAGAGAGGAAAGGCAUUAAUCAAAAAUAUUUUUCCAUACAGCCCAGAUUGUACUGAAUUUUUUAAGAUUACAGUUUUUUGAAAAUAUACAAUGUUCAAUUUCAUAUUUCAUCUUAAUAUAUUGUAAUACACCCUCAAAAGAUGGUGAUCUGUUUUGUUUGCAACAUAAAAAUAUAUAUUGCUUGGUAUAUACAAUUAUGAAAUUUAUUACUUUGUUGGAAUUUUGUAAUGGACAAUCACCAAAAAUAAUAUUAAAAACAUUGAAACCAAUUCUAUUUGUUGUUCUCUCAUAAAUAUGUAAGCUUAGUUGGUUCCACAAAGUUCCUAUUUUGUCGCAAAACACAAAAAUAUGUUCAAUGUUUUCAGAGCUGUGUCCACAAAAUGAGCAAAUAUCAUUAUCCACAA
Molecule: messenger RNA, 4091 nt
Organism: Ostrea edulis (European flat oyster)
Lineage: Eukaryota; Metazoa; Mollusca; Bivalvia; Ostreida; Ostreidae
Product: heat shock 70 kDa protein 12B-like
Exons: 5
Coding region: 85-1950 (621 amino acids)
Molecular function (GO): ATP-dependent protein folding chaperone; ATP binding
Source: RefSeq, a predicted model, not a curated record